Hydractinia symbiolongicarpus is the source of this 639-nucleotide messenger RNA. Its product is annotated as bifunctional 3'-5' exonuclease/ATP-dependent helicase WRN-like. NCBI's taxonomy places the organism in Eukaryota, Metazoa, Cnidaria, Hydrozoa, Anthoathecata, Hydractiniidae. Gene Ontology annotation, molecular function: four-way junction helicase activity; 3'-5' DNA helicase activity. Gene Ontology annotation, cellular component: chromosome; cytoplasm; nucleus. The transcript is spliced from 2 exons. The coding region runs from base 1 to 639 and encodes 212 amino acids. Gene Ontology annotation, biological process: telomere maintenance; double-strand break repair via homologous recombination. The record is from RefSeq and is a predicted model, not a curated record.
AUGCCGUUCAACGAGUUGUCUACGUUAAAGGCACUUUUCCCAGAUGCUGUUACAUUGGCUCUAACCGCUACUGCUACACCAGACACUGUAGAAUAUUUGAUUAAAUCGCUCACCCUUAUUAUGUAUAAAGUCAUUGCUGUAUCGCCAAAUCGAAAAAAUGUGUAUUUAAACAUACAAAGACGCCCAAACUCUAACUUGGGUUUGAAAGGAUUUGAAGUUAUUCUCAAACCGUUGGCUGAAAAAUUAAACGUGCAAAGAGAACACUAUCCCAUGACAAUAAUUUACAUGCAUUUAAGAUAUUGUGGGUAUGGGUACAAAUUAUUUGAAAAUGUUAUAAGAAAUCAUUAUGUUGGUGACAAUAUUUGUCCUAGAGCAAGAUUGUUUGCACAGUUUUAUGCUUCUUGUACUACACAAAUGAAAGAGGAUAUAUUGAAGGAGUUAAAGAAGUCAGAUUCACGAAUUAGAGUAGUAUUUGCUACAACUGCUCUAGGUAUGGGUGUUGAUGCUCCAAAUAUAUCUAAUAUUAUUCACAUAAGUCCUCCAUCAACAUUAGAGUCAUUGGUUUUUUUUUUGAAAGAGACAAACAAAUGCCAAGCUUGUUUAGUCGGAUUUGCAGCUAAAUGCAAAAUGUAUGCAUGA